Molecule: messenger RNA, 1061 nt
Organism: Olea europaea var. sylvestris
Lineage: Eukaryota; Viridiplantae; Streptophyta; Magnoliopsida; Lamiales; Oleaceae
Product: plant UBX domain-containing protein 1-like
Exons: 7
Coding region: 105-800 (231 amino acids)
Biological process (GO): protein-containing complex disassembly
Molecular function (GO): ATPase binding
Source: RefSeq, a predicted model, not a curated record
CGAGAACCCGAGAGAAAAAUGGGAUUCGAGAUCGCUCAAUUCGGGGAUGAAAAUUGAUAUCUCACUAGCUUCGGAGCGCGGAAGAUUUUACCAUUUUUCGCUUCAUGGACUCCAAAUCUAUCGAGGCAAAGUUUACAGCUGCCAAAGAAAAAUAUGGGUGGCAUAUCCGUGUGUUUGAAACCUUAACGGCUUCUGCAAACACCAGUGAUUUUUCCAGCACUGAGGAGCCAGAUGACUUCUAUGAUUUUACAGCAGAGGACUAUUAUCGGCUUAUGGCUACUAAAAAGGAAGAUAAAUAUUUGAGGACCCGAAAGAUUCGUGAAGCAGAAGAAGCUACUCGCAGUCGCAGGUCAAAGAUAACGAUGCAGGCUGUUAUCAGAGUUCGUUUUCCUGAUAAUUACACAUUAGAGGCCACAUUUCAUGCAUCGGAAACAAUUCAGAGUCUAGUUGAUCUUCUCAUGAAAGUGGUUGCUCAUCCAGAAUUGCCCUUUUAUCUAUAUACAAUACCUCCCAAAAAGCAAAUAAAGGAGACAUCACAGGAUUUUUAUUCUGCUGGCUUUGUACCUGGUGCAAUUGUGUAUUUUGCAUAUGAUAUGCCAGAAGGUGAAGAUGGUUCUGCACCAUCAAGCCCCUUCCUUCAGGAGGAUGUCAUGUCAAUGCUAGGUCUGGAAUUUGUCAAAGAGCAGGCAGAAGCUUCUCAACAGGAACCAGAACCCACGGUAUCUAUCUCCUCUGUUGUUCCUGAGGUAAAACCUGCUGCUGAUAAGAAGAAGAUCAAGCCGAAAUGGUUGAAAAUGUGACAUGGCUGGCUUCACUAGGCGAUAAUUUCUCUUCCUCUCCACGAAUCUGUUGUUGCUGGUUGUUCACUGACAUGUUAUGAUAGGCAGGCUAAAUGUUUUGCACUGGUCAUGUUUAUGGGAGCAUGAAAUUUGAGUCUCACAAAAUUGUUAACAAUUCGCUAUUCUGUCGAGGUGUUUGAGAUUUUAAGCUCUGUAAUAAAGCAACUUGUUAUUCAUCAUUGUUUCAUAAUGUGAAUAUUGUCAGAUAAAAUCUGUUUUGCA